Messenger RNA from Laccaria bicolor S238N-H82, 570 nucleotides. RefSeq lists its product as uncharacterized. The annotation marks the transcript as partial. Gene Ontology annotation, molecular function: double-stranded DNA binding. The transcript is spliced from 3 exons. Gene Ontology annotation, biological process: DNA replication; DNA damage response. The record is from RefSeq and is a predicted model, not a curated record. Gene Ontology annotation, cellular component: nucleus. Lineage: Eukaryota; Fungi; Basidiomycota; Agaricomycetes; Agaricales; Hydnangiaceae.
GGAACACCCAAAUAUGUCGCGAAUAAGAUGAAAUCAAAGGGGCUACAGCGCCUGCGCUGGUACUGUCAAGUUUGUGAGAAGCAAUGCCGCGAUGAGAACGGCUUCAAAUGCCAUGCUGCGUCGGAAUCGCACUUGCGUCAGAUGUUGGUGGUGGGAGAGCAUGCGGGAAGCCAUAUCGCUGGCUUCUCAAGUCAGUUCCAAUCAGAGUUUGUAGCUCUGCUCUCUCGACGGUUUGGUACCAAGCGAGUAAGAGCUAACCAGGUCUACCAGGAGUACAUCUCGGAUAAGAGCCAUCUGCAUAUGAACUCAACACGAUGGGUUACCCUGACGGAGUUUGUGAAACAUCUUGGGCGGACGGGUGUGGCUAGAGUGGACGAGACGGAAAAGGGAUGGUUUAUUGCGUGGAUCGAUAGCAGCCCGAAGGCGCUUGCAAAAGCGGAAGCAUCUUUGAAGAAAGACCGGGCGACAAUGUCAGACGAACAGCGAGAGCGCCAGCUUAUUGCUGAACAGAUCGAACGCGCCGCAGCAGACGUAGAAGCUGGACCAUCUUCCUCCAGCUCACCCCCAGCA